UGAAUGCAACUGGGACAUAAAACUACUGCUUGUGGCCCUCAAAGCGGUCGGUGCUGAGCUGGUACCUGCAGGUCCGAGUCCUGCCCGCUGGAUUUCCCCCUCCUCCCCUGGUCGCCGCUUGGCAAGGGUGACUCUCGAAUGGUGUUGAAAUUACUGGAGAUCACACGCACUUGAGAGACUCCAUUCGGGCAAGAGGUUUUUCUUCCUCCAGGGCCACUGCGUGUCUAAUAUUUAGACAUGGUCAGCUUCCUGGAUUCAAGGACUUUACUGCUACUUGCAGCCGCACAUGUGUGCCUAUUAGCCGUUGUCAGAUGUCAGGACAACAACCAGGAGGAUGCAUCUACCUGCUUGCAGGAUGGACAACGCUAUAGUGACAAGGACGUGUGGAAGCCCGAGCCGUGUCGCAUCUGCGUGUGCGACACCGGGACCGUCCUGUGCGACGAAAUAGUCUGCGACGAGCUCAGAGACUGCCCCAAGCCCGAAAUCCCAUUCGGAGAGUGUUGCCCCAUCUGCGCCGCUGACCCAUCAACGCCCAUUGGAACACCUGGAUCUAAGGGCCAGAAAGGGGAACCCGGAGAUAUUACUGAUGUUAUAGGACCAAGAGGACCAGCUGGCCCAAUGGGCCCACCAGGUGAGCAGGGACAUCGAGGACCAAGAGGAGAAAAGGGAGAGAGGGGAACACCAGGUCCACGUGGCAGAGAUGGCGAGCCUGGCACCCCAGGAAACCCUGGACCCCCUGGACCACCAGGCCCUAAUGGACCCCCUGGCCUUGGUGGAAACUUUGCUGCUCAGAUGGCAGGCGGCUUCGACGAGAAGGCCGGUGGUGGCGCUCAAAUGGGUGUGAUGCAAGGACCUAUGGGCCCAAUGGGUCCCCGCGGACCACCUGGCCCAACUGGAUCCCCUGGCCCUCAAGGAUUCCAAGGUAGCCCAGGAGAGGCUGGAGAACCAGGACAAUCUGGUCCCAUGGGACCUCGUGGACCCCCAGGGCCUUCUGGAAAACCUGGAGAUGAUGGCGAGGCUGGCAAACCUGGCAAAUCAGGUGAGCGUGGGCCUUCUGGACCUCAGGGAGCACGCGGAUUCCCUGGAACGCCCGGGCUGCCUGGCAUCAAGGGACAUCGAGGAUACCCUGGUCUUGAUGGAGCAAAGGGAGAGACUGGUGCAGUUGGGGCAAAGGGAGAGUCUGGUGCUGGUGGAGAGAGUGGAGCUCCUGGACCAAUGGGGCCUCGAGGUCUUCCGGGUGAGAGAGGACGUCCUGGACCCAGUGGUGUUGCUGGUGCCCGUGGUAAUGAUGGUUUGCCUGGUCCUGCCGGUCCCCCGGGCCCGGUUGGUCCUUCUGGAGCUCCGGGCUUCCCUGGCUCUCCUGGUUCAAAGGGAGAAGCUGGUCCCACUGGUGCUCGCGGACCAGAGGGUGCUCAGGGACCCCGCGGAGAGUCAGGCACACCUGGAUCAUCUGGACCUUCUGGCGCUUCUGGAAACCCUGGUACCGAUGGGAUCCCUGGAUCUAAGGGAUCAUCUGGUGCUCCCGGUAUCGCAGGCGCUCCCGGCUUCCCGGGACCUCGUGGGCCUCCCGGGCCUCAGGGAGCAACCGGACCUCUCGGGCCAAAAGGAACAUCUGGAGAUCCAGGUAUCACGGGCUUCAAGGGAGAGGCUGGGCCUAAAGGAGAGAUUGGACCAGCUGGUCCUCAGGGAGCCCCCGGCCCACAAGGAGAAGAGGGCAAAAGAGGACCCAGAGGGGAACCUGGUGCUGCUGGACCACUUGGACCUCACGGAGAGAGAGGAUCUCCUGGUAACCGUGGCUUCCCAGGUCAGGAUGGUCUGGCUGGUCCCAAGGGUGCCCCCGGUGAGCGCGGACCCGCCGGUGCCAGUGGUCCAAAGGGUGCUAAUGGUGACCCCGGCCGUCCUGGAGAGUCUGGUCUACCUGGUGCCAGAGGUCUUACAGGACGUCCCGGUGAUGCGGGUCCCCAAGGCAAAGUCGGACCUUCUGGAGCUCCCGGUGAAGAUGGCCGACCAGGACCCCCAGGGCCACAGGGGGCACGCGGACAACCUGGCGUUAUGGGAUUCCCUGGCCCCAAAGGAGCAACUGGCGAACCUGGCAAAUCUGGAGAAAAGGGAUUGGUUGGAGCUCAUGGUCUGAGAGGUUUGCCUGGCAAAGAUGGUGAAACUGGUGCUGCCGGACCUCCUGGUCCUGCUGGCCCCGCUGGUGAGAGAGGAGAGCAAGGUCAGCCAGGUCCUUCUGGUUUCCAGGGUCUGCCUGGCCCGCCCGGUCCCCCUGGCGAGGGAGGCAAGCCUGGAGAUCAGGGUGUUCCAGGAGAAGGUGGAGCUGCCGGUGCCACUGGACCCAGGGGAGAGCGCGGCUUCCCCGGAGAGAGAGGAGCCGCCGGCCCUCAGGGUCUGCAGGGACCCCGCGGCCUGCCCGGAACUCCUGGAACUGACGGCCCCAAGGGUGCCAUUGGACCUGCUGGAGGUGCUGGAGCUCAGGGACCUCCUGGUCUGCAGGGUAUGCCCGGAGAGAGAGGCGGCUCAGGUAUUCCAGGACCCAAAGGAGACAGAGGUGACAUUGGAGAAAAAGGACCUGAAGGUGCUCCAGGAAAAGACGGCGGAAGGGGUCUUACUGGUCCCAUCGGCCCUCCUGGUCCUGGUGGUCCCAAUGGAGAAAAAGGUGAAUCUGGUCCAGCUGGUCCUUCUGGUGCUCCUGGUACCCGCGGCGCUCCUGGUGAUCGAGGCGAGACUGGGCCUCCUGGGCCAGUUGGAUUUGCUGGACCCCCUGGCUCUGAUGGACAACCUGGACUUAAGGGAGAGAUGGGAGAGUCUGGCCAGAAGGGUGACGCCGGUGCCCCCGGCCCACAAGGACCAUCCGGUGCCCCUGGCCCCGCUGGCCCAACUGGUGUUUCUGGACCCAAAGGCGCACGUGGUGCUCAGGGACCUUCCGGUGCCACCGGUUUCCCUGGAGCCGCCGGCCGAGUCGGACCCCCUGGUCCCAAUGGCAAUCCUGGACCCGCCGGUCCCGCAGGUCCAUCUGGCAAAGACGGCCCCAAGGGCGUGAGGGGAGACGGUGGCCCCCCAGGCAGACAGGGCGACGCUGGGCUCCGUGGUCCUGCUGGGGCUCCUGGAGAGAAGGGAGACGCUGGAGAGGAUGGUCCUCCUGGUGCUCUCGGGCCCUCUGGUCCUCAAGGUUUGGCCGGCCAGCGUGGUAUUGUGGGUUUGCCCGGACAGCGUGGCGAGAGAGGCUUCCCCGGCCUUCCUGGACCCUCUGGCGAGCCUGGAAAGCAAGGAGCCCCCGGCGGCAGCGGAGACCGCGGACCCCCCGGGCCCGUCGGACCGCCCGGGCUCACCGGACCUGCGGGAGAGCCCGGCAGAGAGGGCAGCCCUGGAUCUGAUGGACCUCCUGGUAGAGAUGGUUCUCCUGGAAUCAAGGGUGACCGCGGAAACACCGGUCCAGCCGGUGCUCCUGGUGCCCCAGGUGCCCCCGGAUCCACGGGCCCGGUUGGUCCCACUGGAAAGCAGGGAAACCGAGGAGAGGCUGGCGCACAAGGACCCGCCGGACCUCCGGGACCUGCUGGAGCUAGAGGAAUGCCCGGACCCCAAGGACCUCGUGGUGACAAGGGUGAAGGUGGAGAGUCUGGUGAGAGAGGACAGAAGGGACACAGAGGUUUCACCGGUCUGCAGGGUUUGCCUGGACCUCCGGGUCAAGCUGGAGACCAGGGCGCUACUGGACCUGCUGGACCUUCUGGACAAAGAGGACCACCUGGACCUAUUGGGCCCAGUGGAAAGGAGGGUACGAAUGGUUUGCCUGGACCCAUCGGACCCCCCGGACCUCGCGGUCGUGGUGGAGAUACUGGUCCUUCAGGCCCUCCCGGAAACCCCGGCCCCCCCGGACCUCCCGGUCCCCCCGGCCCCGGCAUCGACAUGUCCGCCUUUGCCGGCCUGGGUCACACAGAGAAGUCUCCCGACCCUCUCAGGUACAUGAGAGCCGACCAGGCUUCCGGAAACCUGCGUCAGCACGACGCCGAGGUGGACGCCACGCUCAAGUCCCUCAACAACCAGAUUGAGAACAUCCGCAGUCCCGAGGGGUCCAAGAAGAACCCUGCUCGUACCUGUAGGGACCUCAAACUCUGCCAUCCCGACUGGAAGAGCGGAGAGUACUGGAUCGACCCCAAUCAGGGUUGCACGGUGGACGCCAUUAAAGUAUUCUGCAACAUGGAGACAGGCGAAUCUUGCGUCCGCUCCAAACCGUCCAGCAUCCCGCGCAAGAACUGGUGGUCCAGCAAGAGCAAAGACCGCAAACAUGUGUGGUUCGGAGAGACCAUGAACGGAGGAUUCCACUUCAGCUACGGUGACGACAACCUGGCGCCUAACACGGCAGCGAUCCAGAUGACGUUCCUGCGCCUGCUGUCUACCGAGGCGUCACAGAACAUCACCUACCACUGUAAGAACAGUGUGGCCUACAUGGACGCCGCCGCUGGCAACCUGAAGAAGGCCGUGCUGCUGCAGGGCUCUAACGACGUGGAAAUCCGCGCCGAGGGCAACAGCCGAUUCACCUACAGCGUCAUGGAGGAUGGCUGCACGAGACACACGGGCAAGUGGGGCAAGACAGUCUUUGAAUACCGAUCGCAGAAGACCUCGCGCCUUCCCAUCGUGGACGUGGCCCCCAUGGACAUCGGCGGUCCCGAGCAGGAGUUCGGCGUGGAAGUGGGCGCAGUCUGUUUCUUGUAAUAAGACGUGCCAGGACGAAGAGAAAAAAAUCCCAAAAAAUAAAAGUGGAGCACCAGGAGAGAAAUCAAGACACUUUUUCCUUUCUUUUUUGUUUUUUUUAAUGGGACUUCUUUUGCUAAGUCAAAAAAGUGUUUAAUUCCCCCCUCUCUAAAUUGAACUGACUACGUAGGAUAGAUAUACCUGCACUGAAAGGCGCCGCCAACCAACCAACAGCAGCAUCUCACCUUCACAGCUUCAUGUGUCCGUGUUAUUUAUUUAUUGUUUGGGCUCUGUGUGUUGCUUGAAGUCAAUAAAAAGCCCACCUACACAUGUUGCAUUAAAAAAAAUAACAAAAAACAGUCAUAUCUACAGAUAUUUCUCAUAUCAACUAUUACUGUGUAUUCUUACAAUGGUGCUAUAGUUCCAUACAUUUUUAUUCCAAAGAAAAGUAUGUUCCUUUGCCGAGCAGGUGCCUUUGCUCCAUCAUUUUUUAAAUUUUAUUUUCACGCACCCAACUCAAAGUUUGUCGUCUUUUUGUUUUCCAAUUAUGAAGCUACCUCACACGGCAUCAAAAAUGAGGACAAAAAUCGACUAAAUGUUUGUUUACAGACCCCUGAACAAAAAAAAAAGAAAAUAAAAGGCGAGAAUUCGUCCCCUACACAAAGUGUGACUUGACUUUAUUUUGAAAGAAACAAAAAAGCUCACGUGCGUGCGUGAUGUUGUGUAUAUUUUUUUAUUAUUAAUAAUAAUAAUAUGAUUGAUAAUAGCAUUCUUUUAUUAAUUUUAUGUUCGUGACUUUUUUUUUUGUUAAUGUAAAUUGGAAAAUAAAAGACAAAAAUCAAGGUUGACGGCUGUUUUUUUUUUUUUUUUCACGCUGGAAAAAAUUUCAAUUGCAAUUUUUGAUACGCCAAUGCUGAAAAAAAAAAUGUGAGUCUGUGCUUGACUAAACAUGUUCAGUAAACUCAAAUGAUUCUUCUGUGGACUUUUGUGUUCAU
Corythoichthys intestinalis (scribbled pipefish) is the source of this 5687-nucleotide messenger RNA. It is a transcript of the gene col2a1b, whose product is annotated as collagen, type II, alpha 1b. Gene Ontology annotation, molecular function: extracellular matrix structural constituent conferring tensile strength; protein binding. Bases 238 to 4713 code for a protein of 1491 amino acids. Gene Ontology annotation, biological process: skeletal system development; collagen fibril organization; notochord development. The record is from RefSeq and is a predicted model, not a curated record. The transcript is spliced from 54 exons. Lineage: Eukaryota; Metazoa; Chordata; Actinopteri; Syngnathiformes; Syngnathidae. Gene Ontology annotation, cellular component: collagen type II trimer.